Messenger RNA from Dovyalis caffra, 465 nucleotides. NCBI's taxonomy places the organism in Eukaryota, Viridiplantae, Streptophyta, Magnoliopsida, Malpighiales, Salicaceae. The record is from the annotation of a GenBank genome assembly.
AUGGCAUGUCAAAUCAUGGUAUCAACUCCCGUCGGGGCUGAUUUGGAGAUGAGGCUGGUUGUGAAGGAUUCAGCUGUGAAUGCCAUUUCUUAUGGUGCUAAGUUGAUGAUUCCGGGACUGUUGAGGUUUGAGAAUGAUACUGAGGCUGAGAUGACAACUGCUGUUAUGGGUACCUGUGAUCAUGGUGUUGUGGCAAAGAUUAAGAGGGUUGUGAUGGUCAAGGAUACUUAUCCGAGGAAAUGGGGGAUGGGGCCAAGGGCUUCUAUGAAGAAGAAGAAGUUGAUUUCUGAGGGGAAGUUAGAUAAGCUGGGGAAGCCAAAUGAGAAUACUCCUCAUGAAUGGAUGAGGAAUUUGGUUUUGCCCACUGGCGGAGAUUCUAUGGUUGCUAGCCUUCCUGCUGCUGAAUCGAGAUUGAAUAACCAUCCUCUUUCUUCCAAUAUUGCUUCCCAACGUCUCCCUUCAUGA